UAAUCAAACAUGUUGGAACUUUGACUCAAAGGCCAUCUAGCUAGUCAUCUUCCCCAGAAAGUUGGCUGGUUCAAGAGAGACCCCACCUUGGAUCAGCGCUCGUUCUCACAAGAAUGGUCUGCCCCAACGAAAGUGCCUAUUUGAAUUUAUCCCUCCAUCUCAUCUAGAAACAAUCCCAGGGUCAGAUCGGGAAGGGCAAGGAUUUGCUCCAUUUGACGGAAACAACUUUCCAAAUGGUGACCGGAUUUUUUCUCUUUAAUUUUGGGAGAUAAAAUAACUUACGUCGCUUUACCUUUAUUUUUUAAAAACAUAAUUGCAAUUUGGGUGCAACCAUUUAGGGGUGAAACUGUAAUUUUUCUAAAGCUUGGGUAAGCCGUAUACUUUGCACAUAUUCCACUUAUCAGAUCUUUUAGCCUUAUUAUAAUUGUUAGUAAGAAUUUGACAGUUUUUUUAAAAUUUAUCAGAGAGUGUUGAUAACAAAAAAACAGAGGACCAAAUUUUUGCUUCCAAUAAUUCAUAAAGGCCACAAAAACCUCCAAUAAUCCUAUGUUUCUCCUCAUAUUUUUAUAAUAUCAUAGUUCUUUCCACUACCUUUCAAAUAUCACUUUUGUUCCAUCAUUUUUUAUUAAAUUGCUUUCUCCGGGCUGCCAAAGUAGGACUCUGAGAUUCCAGAUGUUAAGAAAAGAGACUGGAGACGAUGACUAAAGCGGGAAAUAAGUUUGGGAGCUAUGGUAUGUAAGCUAUUUUUCCCUGUUCCUUAAAUCUGUGUGAAUCUCGUUUUUUCAAUAAUGGAUGUGUUUCACUUUGGCGCCCACCACUUGUUUGAUGAAAUGACUAACAGAGGAUGGCAAUAACUUUUUGUGAAUCCUUUAUGGGUUAUUAAUUUCGUUCUCUUGCGCGGCUGUAUAUAUUUAUUUUUUUUACUGUAGUAAUGGGUGUUAAGUCUGUGUUUAAAUGGUCGAAACAAAUAACAUCUGCCCAAGUAGUGCAGCUCAUACGAGCUGAAAGGGAUGUGAACAAGGCCCUUGUCAUAUUUGAUUCGGCAACAGCUGAGUAUGCAAACGGUUUCAAGCAUGAUGAAGGCACAUUUGGUCUUAUGAUCUCUAGAUUAGUCUCUGCUAACCAGUUUAAGCAAGCUGAGGAUCUUCUUGAUAGAAUGAAGAAAGAGAGAUGUAAGAUCAAAGAAAAUAUAUUGCUCAUUAUUUGUAGAGGCUAUGGUCGUGUUCACCGCCCAGCGGAUGCCAUCAGGGUUUUCUAUAAGAUGAAGGAAUUCGAGUGUGAACCCACUGAAAUGUCUUACAUUACGGUGUUAGACAUUCUUGUUGAAGAGAAUCAGUUAAAGACAGCAUUUAGAUUUUAUAGGUAUAUGAAAGAAAUAGGUAUUCAGACUAGUGUUCCUUCCCUUAAUGUUUUGAUCAAGGCUCUGUGUAAGAACAGCGGGACAACUGAUGCAGCUAUUAGAAUAUUUCGUGAGAUGCCUAAGCGCCAGUGCACUCCAGAUUCAUAUACGUAUGGUACUUUGAUCAAUGGGUUGUGCAGAUUUGGGAAGGUAGAUGAAGCAAAGGAGCUGUUCAAAGAGAUGGAGAUAAAAGGGUGUUCACCAAGUGUUGUUACUUACACCUCUUUAAUGCAUGGUUUGUGCGAAUGUGGGAAUAUAGAUGAAGCUAUGGGUUUUUUUGAAGAGAUGAGGAGCAAAGGUAUUCAGCCAAACGUGUUUACUUAUAGUUCCUUAAUGGAUGGACUGUGCAAGGGUGGAUGUUCUUCACAAGCUAUGGAACUAUUUGAGAUGAUGAUUAGCAAACGUCAUAGACCUAAUGUGAUAACAUAUAGUAUUUUAAUGAAUGGUCUCUGUAAAGAGGGGAAACUCCGAGAAGCUGUGGAAAUUCUUGAUAGGAUGAAGCUUCAAGGCUUGAAACCAGAUGCAGGGUUAUAUGGAAAGGUAAUUACCGGUUUCUGUGAUAUCAGCAAGUUUCAAGAGGCUGCGAACUUCCUUGAUGAGAUGGUCCUUCAGGGGAUUUCACCUAAUCGAUUAACUUGGAGUCUCCAUGCUAGGAUUCAUAACAUGGUGGUUCAAGGCCUUUGUAAAAGUGGUGUGAAUCGAGCAUUUCAAGUGUAUCUAAGUAUGCGGACUAGGGGUAUCUCGAUCGAGGCUGGGACUUACAGCUCACUCAUAACAUGUUUUUGUAAGAAAGAUGACCUUCAUAAAGCUGCUCGCAUUGUUGAAGAAAUGGUGCUUGAUGGAUGUGUUCCAGAUGAAGGAACAUGGAGUGUGGUGGUGAGUGGGUUUUGGGAUCGACAGAAAGUAAGACAAGCUGCUAAAUCAUUACAGGUUGAGUUAAUAAAUCAAAAUUUUGAAAAUGAAGAAGACAUCCAAAGUCAAGAUGCAUGAUUCCAAACUGCAAGGUGUUGUGUACUAUUAGUUUUAACUUACUUUUUACCAUGUGAAAUUUUAAUAUAAUUCCUUACAGCACCAUAAAUUUCUCAUAAAAAAACCAUCAAUAAUAUUUUGGGUUGCAAAA
Messenger RNA from Mangifera indica (mango), 2519 nucleotides. Its product is annotated as pentatricopeptide repeat-containing protein At5g46100-like. The transcript has a single exon. The coding region runs from base 932 to 2389 and encodes 485 amino acids. The record is from RefSeq and is a predicted model, not a curated record. Lineage: Eukaryota; Viridiplantae; Streptophyta; Magnoliopsida; Sapindales; Anacardiaceae. Gene Ontology annotation, molecular function: protein binding.